This is a messenger RNA of Symbiodinium sp. CCMP2592, 5721 nucleotides long. Lineage: Eukaryota; Dinophyceae; Suessiales; Symbiodiniaceae. The record is from the annotation of a GenBank genome assembly.
AUGAGUAAUACAGCAGCCGUACAAACAGCUUGGCUCAAUGAAAUCGUUGCAGCAGUUGCAGCCAACUCGAUGGCCCACAUGCUUGACUUGCGGGCUGCAUCCGCACUGUGCUGCUGCUUUGUCGCCAUCACUGUUGUACCCAGUGUGUUCAGCUGGGAUGGCCUCGUCGGCAAGCUGCCGACGAGUGUGAUGGGCCUGAGACUUCAUGACCGAGGUACGCAGACCACAACACUACACACGCCACGAAAGUCCGGAGAUCCUGCACUGUGCAAUGCGUCCUGUCCUUCCAUUCGUCCGCUGAAGGCCUGGAAGCCUUUUUUAAACAUGCACGUCAUGACGAAGAUGCACGUACAUUGGUUGGGGAAUGGAACAAGCGACGUGAAGGAAGUCAUGGUGGAUGAAGUAGUUAGGAUCAAGAUCGAUGGGCAUUUCUCUUUUGCGAGUGCCCCGAAUGUCUUUGCUUGGAUCCGCUCGGAGGCUGGGGACAUUUUGUAUGCUGAGCUUGGCACUCCCAGGGUGGAUGCAACCGACAUUGAGGGAUGGAAUGUGUCCUUCAAAAUCAUGGAUCCCGGCAGUUAUAUGGUUUAUCUUUUUGCCGUGACGCCGCCUCCACGCGCCAACCGGCUAGAACCAAGAGAAUACAGGAUCGAGGCUCUGAGCGCCAAACCCCAAGCGCUGCAGGUAUCUCAGUUGAGCCCUGAUGGUGGCGUGUUAACUUCCUUUAAUGCGAGCCGUAUUCCCAAGCGUCACUGUCGACUGGGACUGGACGAGAUGAGGGGGCGAUGGGUUCGCAGCACCGUGGUCAGCGAGGCAUCUAGAUGCCGCAGAUUGGGGUGUCCAAGGGAUGGCUGGACAUACGUCUCAAGGACAUGCUACUGGAACGUGUUCAGCAAAGCGGACACCUACAGGCUCCUCGAGAUGAUCGAGGGAGAGCCCGGGAAGCCCCUUUCCUUGAUUGCCGCAGGGAGCUCGGUUCUCCGUGGGAGCCUGCAGAGUCUCCUGGACGCCUUGGUUCCGAAUGCUUGGCAGAGUUUCGCCGGAAUUAAAAGCAUUCCGGGCGUGGGUACGACCGUUAAAUGCUGGGGUUGGCUAGAAUAUGAGGUCGACAGGAAACUCCAUCUAGCCUUCCAUGACUGGCGCCUGCCCGGCUACGAGCAGAGUGACCGCAACUGGGCCUCAGCAAGGAUCUUGAAAACACUGAAGGAGAAUCAUGAGAUUGUUGUUAUCGAGCUGGGCUUCAACUUGCAUUCCGACCAAAGGGGCUUUGAUGAUGAGCUGGAGUCUUUCUGGAGCCCCAUUUUCCAGGAGGCGCUGCCGACUCUGACCGGGAAAGUCAUCUUGUUCGCAGGCCUCUACAGCCCGAUGAACUUCCCGGUUUGCGUGCAAAAGAAGUGUGCCAUCAGCUGGGGGCGAGCUGUAUGGGCCCAGCAGAGUGUCAACAAACUCGUCGCAUCCUGGCCUAACAAGACCAGAGAGGCUUCUCAAGGGAAGCUCUUGGUUAUAGACCCGGCGCCUAUGGCACUGGCCAUGUUCUUUGAUGGCGAAACAAUAAUGGGUCAAGACAUGUAUGGCUCCCAACACUGGCAUCGCUACGAGUACUCGCAAAGGCCCGGAAGGAAGGUCUUUGGGACAGUUGCUGAUGUGCUUGGUCAACUUUUCGUCUCGGAGCUCCUUCGAGGCAGGAAGUUUCAGAAAAGCACAGCUCCGUCUACGGAGAACCAAACUACACGGGCCUGUGCACAGUGCCCAGAGACAAGCUGCUGCCCGUGGCGGCCCGUACCACUGGAGUUGAAGCACAGCCUCGCAAAGGUCGAGAGCCCGCCGCGCUUCGACAAUUGGGCCCAGUUGCCCCUUGAAGGCUGUGGCAGAAUGGAUUCAAAGCGCCCGCAUCGACAAAAGCAGGACAUUCUGCGAAUCAGCAUGUCCGAGGCCCUAGAUGCGGACCCCAACAUGAUCGGCGAGUCCCGCUUUGACCUCCAGGCUUUCAUCUCGCAGCAGAGGGAUGGCCAAAAGCAAGCCUCGUCUCUGCUGCGUGGUGAAGCCCUGGUCGGAACGAUCUGGGCCUCCGUUCAACCGCUCUCUUCGCCUUCGCGUGCCAAGACGGCAGGUGAAGCUCCGACGCUGAGCCAGCAGCUGCAAAUCUUGAGGCAAGGCUCGUCGUCAUCGCAGUCUCCUGGCUCCAAGAUGUCGAACGGAUCGCAGCUGCGCUCGCCGGGAAGGCGCCUCGGCUGCAUUGCCUUUCCUUCGCGGGCCGGUCAGAGAAGUCCUAUCCCCUGUGGAGGCUCUGCUCCUCGGGUCUCCAGCCCGAGCCCGGUGAUGCGAAGCAACACCUUGCUCGAGGAGCGGCGGCCAGCACCACUCGGUCCGGCGGUUUUGACCGCCGCUGGGACGCCCCAGGCAAGCGCCAGUGGAACGCCGGGAACCUCUCGUUUCAAGGCGAACUCGGACCUUGACAGCGCCAGGCACUCCCAGAUCUCAGGAGCGAGCCCUGCAUCAGCCUCCACGGCAAGAGCGAGCCCGAACGCUCCGCGCCCCGCUAGGUCGCGGUCGACACUUUCUGCUGGCUCCGAGAAGUCACCAGGCUCCAGGCUGAACUUCACAGAGAAAGCCCAAAGAGACUUGGUGGAGCUCAUGCGGAGCAAGGACAGGCUGAGGGCAUAUGCGGAGAGGCCGUUCAAGGCCGGGCGCACCUUGCUGGCUGGAAAUCGCCUGGGCUUCGAGGACUUUCAGCAGGCUCUGCGGGAACUGCUCCAGGAGCUUCACAUCAGCGUACCGGGAGACAAGCAGAUGCAGGCACUCUUCGACAAGCACCGGGGCGAGAACGAAGGCGUCAGCUCUGAGGACUUCGAGGCUCUCCUCUUCCGUCUCUUGUGCUUCCUGCGGGCCUCCGAGGAAGUUCGAGUGAAUCCUGGCGCUGAUGCUCGCUCCUGCUCGGAGGAGAGGGACAAGCGGUGGAGGCAAGAGUUCAUCCAGAAGAACCCACAGAGGUUUCACGACGUGUACGAGGUGCAGCGGCAGCUGGGAAAGGGCUCUUUUGGCACAGUGUACCUAGUCUCACACAGGACACAGGUUGACCAAAACAAGGAGAAGCGAGUUCGAGUCUGCAAGAUCAUCAGCAAGCUCAAGGCUAAGGAAGCCAAAACAUCGGAAGCCAAGGUCCGCGAGGAGUUUGCUGUGCUCAAACAGCUCGACCAUCCCCACGUCCUCAGAAUAUUUGAGGACUUUGAGGAUGACGAGAACUUUUACCUUGUUAUGGAGCAAUGUCGGGGUGGCGAUCUCGGGGCAUACGUCAAGCGUCUGGAGCCCAUGGAUGCCUACUCCUAUGAAUUCUGGGUUUCGAAGGUGAUGCAGCACACUCUGUCGGCGAUUGCCUACUGCCACUCGAAGGCCGUAAUUCACAAGGACCUCAAGCCUGAGAACGUUAUGCUCUCCACGACUCGGGACACCCCAGUUGCACAGAUGCAUGUUGUCGUGGUCGACUUCGGUUUGGCGGAGGUCUUUGCAAACUCCACGGACCGCAGCGAUGUGGUGUCGGGCACUCCGCCGUACAUGGCCCCCGAGGUGUGGCAGGGCAACUUCAGCAAGAGCUGCGACGUUUGGUCAGCUGGCUGCAUGCUGUUCUUCCUGUUGUCUGGGCGUUUGCCCUUCAUCGCAGCCACUGUAAAGGAAUUUCCCAAGGCUGUUCAGCAAGAGCCAGACUGGGCCGCAAUGGGCGGAGCCACCCAGGAAGCGCAGCAGAUCUGCAGGCAGAUGCUCCAGAAGAUGGAGCAUCAGCGGCCGACUGCACAAACUUGUUUGAAGGAAGAAGAUGCAACAAGCUACGAGAGGAAGGCUUGUCCACUGGCCGCUUCUGGAAACAGAAAUCGGCUGAGUCGGCAGAUUCUGCAGUGGUACCGUGCUCACACGCUCGGAUGCUUUGGGAGCAGGAUCCUCUUGCACCAGGAUUGCCCAAGUUUCCAAGCAUCAGGUGCUUCCGCUGGUGCGGGGAAGCUCCGUGCAGCUCUCUGGAUAAGCCAACAGGGCCUACAUUCCACUACUUGGGCACGUGACGAUGUUCCUCCUUUCUCCAUGAGUGAUGUGGCGCAGGCCUGCUUGGUGGGCUCACCAGCGCGCUUCGACUGGCGCCGAGAGAAACUGUUGGAUUGGGUGCGGCUUGGAAGCUGUGGCCAGGUCGCUGGUUCGAUCACACUUUCCGAGAGCCCCUUGAACUGUGCUUGCAGCGGCUUGUGGUCUGUCUGGUGCAGAGGUCCCAAACAGGUGUACUUUGCUCACGACUCCAUGCCCUUCAGCAACUCCACUUUUGCGGACAAGACCUGCUGGUGUGAUGGAGGGCCGCGCGAGGAGCCAAACUGGCCAUCAUGGCUGGAAGCAUCACAGCUCUGCACCACCUUCUUGCAGCUCCCUUUGCUGUGGGACGGUAUAGGCUUCGACAAGGAUGGCAUCAUGUGGGAGAACAACAACAUUCGGAACGUGCGCACUUUCUAUGGACGCGUUGUCUAUGUUGGCAGCAAGCGACGUGCGGCGGCACACCACUGCGAACGGAGUGCACUGAGAGAGACUGGCGACAUUGGCGGAGCCAGACAUGCACGUCUGGUCUUGCGAGCGUUGCUUCCGACUUACUACCGCCAUGUCUAUGCUCGGAACGUGGCGAACAUCUUUUACCAUGGCAUCGCAACUACCAACUUGGAUGACGUUUUCGCUACUGAAGUCAGCGAGGUGUGCAGAUCAUCUUCCGGUUGGCUGGACCACAUGUGGAGUCACAACAGCCUGCGCAAAGGCUAUCUGUUGUCUCAUGAUGCCAUGAGCAGAGACGUGGACUCUUGUGACACAGCUUGGCCAUGCCACUACGAUAGAGUGGACUCAACAGACUCCUCAGACGAGGGAUGCCUGCUGUGCGAUGCACAGCGUCCGUGCUUCCACAAAAGGGUUGAAGAAGCUUGCACAAGCCCAGAUUUCCACUUCUCCGGGUGGCAUGCCGCGCAGGAGUGUAGCGGCCGCCAAUGGUUGUCGCCGAGUUCCUGCAGCUGGAGGGGGUGUACGUGCUCGCGAGCCAUUUGUUGGUAUUUCACCUCAGACUUCAAAGCGGCGAUGCGCUGGAUCUCAGGUGGUUUGUGCAGAUGGGCCUGGCAGGUCACAGUCUGGAUUGCCUCUGUAUCACUUCUGCAGGUAAUCCAGCUGGUUGCCACUCAGCUCGAUGCCAGUCAGCAAACCACCGUGAACGAGGCUUUCAAGGCUUUUGACGCGGAUGGUGAUGGGCAUCUCUCUGCUGAAGAACUCAGGCAGGGGCUUAUGCAGUUUGGGGCCUCACCGGAGCAAGCAGAGCAGAUCGUCAGCGAGUUGGACGUUGGCCGCACGGGCCAAGUCUCUUACACCGAGUUCCUCGCUGGCAUCAUCAACUUGCGCUGCAAGAAGCCAGAGGAGCAAGACAGACUGCUGUCCAUUGCCUGGGAGCAAUUCCGCCCGGAUACCAGCGGACUGGUCAAGGUUCAGGACAUCCAAAAUGCACUGGCCACAAGAGGCAUGACUGUUGCCGACAUGCCUGACGGCUUCCUUGCAGCCCUCAACAAGGACCACACGCAGUACAUUUCCUUUGACUCGUUCAAGUCGCUGCUGCUGUUUGACGACAGUGAUCAGAUGGUUCCAGCGUCUUCAGAACGAGGUCGAGGAGCAAAAUUUAUUCGGUGGUGUGUCAGCUUCAUGCUGAAGCCAAGUGAGCAGUAG